AUGCUCAGCGCUCCAGCUGAACUAACAGACAGUGUUACCGAUGCGACACAGCGGACCUCCUCGACAAACAGAACAAUGGACCCGAAUUUAGACCUCUAUAGGAGUAUCUCGCACCUCCCGAUUUCGGAGCGCCGGAAACGCGUUCAGCAUCUUUCCGAGGAAGAAUGCCACAGGGUUAGGAUUAUCGUUGAAAGAGAGGAGGAUACUCGAAAACUGGAAGAAGACAUUGGGGGCCGAGAUCUCGUUAAAGUCGCCUUAGCUGAUCCUUCUGAGUUGCACACCCCAUUGAAACUGACACUCCUUGGCCGAACUAUCCACUCCAGGGACGAAGAUAACAUGGUGGAACGCAUCACCAACGGCGCCGAACGUCAAGGGUCUAGUUUGAUUAGUCAUAUCGCGAGAUUUGAUCACAGUACUACUUUGCUCCCAUUGGAUGCCUGGAAGCUGGUCUAUUGCGACUUGUAUUAUAUAGACGGAUGCGAUGCUACACUACAGGAAAUUUACGAAGCACGCCUUCGAGAGGAGGAUCUUCAAACCCCUGCCGCUAGAGCCAGAGAGCUAGUGCGCGAUACGGAUUUAAAGAAGGCUCGAAGAAAUGCCAGAUGGAUGAUUCCCGCUCUCGAGCAUCCCUGGAAGGAUGAAGACCCACCACAACCGAACCCAAUGGAGGAAGCCGUUAAACGAAUGAUCGAAAAUUCACCUAUUCCAGAAGAGGUAGCAAAGCUCUGCGAAUCUGAAAAGAUAAUAGAGAAAGCCAGGAAGGACUGGGAAAGAGAGAAACCCAAAAGACGUCUAGAAACACUCUGGAAGCAAGUAUCACCUGCACCACCAGCUUGGAUGCAGAAUAUAGUUGAUGCUAAAAAGCCAUUUGGCUUUAUAUACUAUGUAUCCAGAGAAGCCAAUGAAAAGUAUGGACGCCACUGGAAGUCAGAGUGGCUUCGCAUUGAUAAUACCUGUUCGCCGUUUGGUGUACGCUGGUCUUGUAUCCAUACUCAGGGACAGGAGAACUGGUACGCAAUGCAUCGUCUAGAAGCUGAGAAUUGGCCUGUGUUCUCCCCCGAUGAGACAUUGAUUGAAGGCGACGAUCUCAGGAAACAUUUUAAGCAGUACAGGGAGAAAAACAAGUCUGAUACUAAAGAAGAUAGGAAGAUGAUGAACAUGAUCAGGAAGAAAAAGAAAUACCCUAGAGUGCAGGAGUACAGCGAUGUCCUCUCUCCUGGGUUCCUUCGUAAUACCUUUAUUGUGAUUCCCAUCGAGCUGGUUGAUGGUAAUCGCAGUAUCGAUGAAAAUGACUGUCUUGAUCCCUGCUGGGUCUGGGCAUAUGAUGCAGACUGGAACACCUCACAAGGCGAAACUGUCUUCAACGGGGAAAGGUACGAAGGUCGCGUCAAGGUAGCCAAAUGGUCACUCAACUCAUGGUUCUACGGUGCUCGCUGGGAGGGUGUUAGUCUUCGGGACAUGUGGCUUAAGGCACAGCUGCACCCGGAAAGGAUGUGGAUCUGUUAUACGAAGGAGCUUGAAGAGUGGGAUCAUGAGCCUUAUAUAUGA
Messenger RNA from Fusarium coffeatum, 1548 nucleotides. RefSeq lists its product as uncharacterized. The record is from RefSeq and is a predicted model, not a curated record. Lineage: Eukaryota; Fungi; Ascomycota; Sordariomycetes; Hypocreales; Nectriaceae. The coding region runs from base 1 to 1548 and encodes 515 amino acids. The transcript has 2 exons.